This is a messenger RNA of Meira miltonrushii, 1861 nucleotides long. RefSeq lists its product as uncharacterized. The coding region runs from base 28 to 1653 and encodes 541 amino acids. The transcript is spliced from 2 exons. Lineage: Eukaryota; Fungi; Basidiomycota; Exobasidiomycetes; Exobasidiales; Brachybasidiaceae. The record is from RefSeq and is a predicted model, not a curated record.
ACAAAGAAUAAGGUACAGGCAACCAUAAUGACGCAGAGAAGGAAGGAUUCACAAAUAUUGGUCAUUCCGGCAACUUCUGCUCAAGCAUGUGUAUCACAAGCACAACGGAUUGUACAUUUGAUAAUCGAUGAGGACAAAGGUAACUCACCAUCACAGCAAGAUAUAGAAAGUAUUCCAUGGCACAUAUCGAAUCGCUACUAUGAUGUGGAUGUCCAUUUCAGAAUAUCGCAAAAUGAAGCGCUACGUCCAACCCGUUCGAUAGGAUCAAGCAGCAAAUCUCGUUUAGCUCCACGACAGGCUCGGCUAAAGCCAGAGCAUUCGGACAAACAAGCAAAGGAGGAUAAUGACGAUGCCCUCAAUCAAAAGGCUCGCGAUGUAUUUGCAGCGCUUGAAUUGGGCCCACCUCCUGCUUCUCGUGAUGCGAUAGCUUCGGCUAGCUUACCAGACACCGAUACUGAAUCUAUGGACAAUAUGCGGGAAGAAGUGAGAGAUGUACAAGCUGUGAUGGUAAUCGUGGAUAGAGAUCAGUCGCUUGCAGAACAUCGCAAGCUGAUAGAUCGACUGAACAGUGAGAAAGACGACAUACCUCUGUUAUCGGGAUUCGAUCUAGCUAUCAGUUUGAUUGUCGCACUACCUUCACCACUAAAUGAUGCUUCAGGACCAACAAGUUUCACAGGUAUCUCGCAUUCAGCCGAAGUUGAAGACCUUUAUGCCGGAGAGGGUUGGGAAUAUGUCGAUCUAGCGAAAAUUGUCAGCGAUGAUUACGACAAUAUGCUUGCAGCCGAUGAAGGAGACGAAGAGACAAGCUCCCUUUCUGAGCAUGAAGAUGAUGAGAAACAUGGCAUUGAAAGGCUGAGGGAAGCGCUAAUGACGCAUGCUUGGCCUGGGCUGGAGAGGAAGCAAGACAGGAAGCAUGCAACCACUUCGAUACAACCCGGUGGCUUGCCUGCCUUGAAUGGUGAAACGGGUGAUCACCUUUCCAAAACCCUCGAGUCCUUAAGGCUCGACCUGGACGCGAUCGAUGAAGCAGGAAUGACGCAACCGACUGAGAAAGAUGAAGAGCUCGCCAGACUAUUCAUGGCUAGAAUACAAGCAGCGCAAGAAGCCGGGAUUGGAAGUAGUGUACAACAGAAUGGAGCAAAUCCAACUCUGGCAGGCGACAGAAGUAUUGCUGAUAUGCAGACUGCAUUAGAGGACUUCUUGGAAUCGAAUGAGCCUGGUCUCUUCUCUACACAGAGCAGACAGAACAGCUCACACAUAGACGAAGCAUGGGCUGUGAAUGGAACGCAGGCGAACUCUUCUAGCCAGCAGGAGGCUUUCGAUGAUGACUUUACCGAAUUUGUUCAAGCAGAUGCGACGCAUUCAGCAAACUGCGUGGGAACCAAUGCGCUCGACUCUUUGGAUGAAGAUGAUUUGGGUUUCAUCGGUGAUGCAGAUGAUGCUUUCCUUCUUCGUGCUUUGUCCGAACAGGAGAAGAGCCGGGGAGGUAACAACGGACAGUCUCACGCAGCAGAUUCUGCCGGUCUCAACAUCGACUUUGAAUCUACUUUACAGGCUGUCCUUGCACAAGCAGAACGGGUUCGUGCUAUUCCCGAUCACGAUCGAAGGAGGGAAGAAGCAGCAAAAGUCGCACUGGCCUUGUUGGAUCAAUGAUUGCAAUUUGUUAUGUAUUAUACUACAAUGACUUUAUAUUGUACACAAGCAUUUCACUGUGCAGUCGUGGACUGCAAUUCUGCGUUACUCUUGAUCACCUUUCCUAGUGCACCCUCUAGUAAAAGUAAGGCUUUUCCUCCCAAAGGCUCUGAGAAAGGUCCAUCGAGCAUUGAUAGUAGCUGAUCGGGUAAUGCGAGUGAGAGAAACA